Messenger RNA from Megalops cyprinoides (Indo-Pacific tarpon), 710 nucleotides. It is a transcript of the gene fam241a, whose product is annotated as family with sequence similarity 241 member A. Bases 113 to 508 code for a protein of 131 amino acids. Gene Ontology annotation, cellular component: intracellular membrane-bounded organelle. The transcript is spliced from 2 exons. The record is from RefSeq and is a predicted model, not a curated record. Lineage: Eukaryota; Metazoa; Chordata; Actinopteri; Elopiformes; Megalopidae.
GGGUAUGCAGGCAGGAAGCAAUACUAUCUUUGGGGGUCUUAUUUUAAACAUCCGAACGACGCCUUGCGAAAAGGACUCUUUAAGACCCGGAACCACUCCGUAAAUAAAUAAAAUGGCUACCAUAUAUCCAGCGGUGAGUGACCCAUCGGUAUUGCAUCGACGUGAUUGUAAAGAAUUGGAAAACACACGGAGAGGACGCCACUCGCAGUAUGCGGCGAAACACACUCCGGGACGCUCAGGGCAGGAUCUCCGCACGAACCCACCUGUGUCGGGCCCGCAGCCGGGCCCGGAGCCGCCCCCGGUGGACGACUGCGAGAGACUGGGGACUCUAUUUGGCGAACUGAACAAGUGCCUUCGGAAUAUCGGCUUCACGCAGAUGUACUUCGGGGAGAAGAUCGUGGAGCCAGUGGUCGUUGUGUUUUUCUGGGUGAUGCUGUGGUUUCUGGGGAUUCAGGCCCUGGGCCUGGUGGGCGCGCUCUGCGUCGUUAUUAUCUACAUCCAGAAAUGACGCCAUGGAGCGAAACGAAGAAUGAGAACCGGGGACAAAGGAAAGAGGCACGUCGGUGUCUCGCACCGUGAUUCGAUAUCUGAGAUAGAGCUUUUUUCAUUUUUUACGGUUUUGACCUUGGAACGCUUCAGGGAGUUGAACUAUCAGGUAGUGCGAAGUGCCAUGCAGAAUGUUCUUUAUAAUGAAGAAAUAACUAAAUAUA